UGCCACUUCCGGCUGUGAUCUAGCGGAUGUCAGUCUCAUCUUAAAGCCACGGCUUUUAGCUCAUCACAGGCGGCACAGUCGAUCUUGUUGCUAUCAGCUGGGAUCCAUCUUGCUGUGUCUCACACGUUUUUGAAAACCGUUCUUUUAAAUUGACUGUUUUUAGAUUUGCAUAGAUCGACCAGAUGACAGAACGACAGCCGAAGCUAUAGCAUUUAAAAAUGGCAGCCGACGACUUUGACUACAAUAUCGUGUUUCCUGACGCGAGCACCUCAGAGAGACACUGGCAGGGGACAAAGGAGCCAGUUGUGAUCCUGCUGGGCUGGGCUGGCUGCAAAGACAAGCAUCUCUCCAAAUACAGCUCCAUCUACAGUGAGCAGGGAUGCGUCACCAUCCGUUACACAGCUCCUCUAAAAACUGUCUUCAUCUCUGAGUCUUUUGGCUACAAGGAGCUGAGCAACACGGCCUUGAAGCUGCUGGAGAUCCUCUACGACUAUGAGGUGGAGAAUUGCCCCGUUUUCUUCCACGUCUUCAGUAACGGGGGCUUCAUGCUGUACCGCUACAUCAUAGAGCUGCUGCAAAGCGACAAACAGUUCAGCUCGCUGUGCAUCAUCGGCGCCGUGGUAGACAGCGCCCCAGGUAGUGGGAACGUCCGAGGGGCCCUCCGCGCCCUGACGGCCACCCUCGGGCCUCAGAUCAGCCCUUUUAUAAGGUACACCCUCCUCACGCUUUUUGCGGUGAGCGUUUUCCUCUUGCGGGUGGCGUUGUACCCCUUGACCAAGUUCAUUCACAAGAACCACUACGAUGCAGUGCAGGACCGCCCCCCCCGCUGGUCUCACCUCUACCUGUACUCCGAGGCGGAUCAGGUGAUCCGGCACAGUGACAUUGAGCGCUUCAUGGACACUCUGAAGAGGAAGGGCGUCCCGGUGGACGGCUUCGAUUUUGUUUCCAGUCACCACGUCAGCCAUUUCCGGGAUUUCCCUCAGCAGUACACACUCAAGUGCCGCAGCUUUCUGGCUGCUUGCAUGAAGGACUUGAGAGGCCUGAACGAAAACACAGAUGACUGCAAAGAAGACGACUCUUGGAAAGGAAUUCACUGAGACAUCGGAAAUAGGAUUGUAAAAGUGUGCAAAACAUCUUUGCUUUAGAAGUACUGUGGAAUGUUGGCAGAUCUAUAAAGAUCCAGUCAGGUGAAAAUU
Messenger RNA from Oryzias latipes (Japanese medaka), 1196 nucleotides. It is a transcript of the gene tmem53, whose product is annotated as transmembrane protein 53. The record is from RefSeq and is a predicted model, not a curated record. NCBI's taxonomy places the organism in Eukaryota, Metazoa, Chordata, Actinopteri, Beloniformes, Adrianichthyidae.